CCCUGUGCGGACUCCGGAGCUUGCAGCGCUCUCGCAUUCCUAUCGUCCUCCCCCGGCCCAUCCCCGGCACCAGCUCCGGUCCCGGUUCGGUCCCAGUCCUCUCCCGGCUCCCGUGGCCGGCCCAGCCCUCCGGAGCACGGAGCAGGUUGCCACGUGUCCGUGGGGGCUCGGGCUCAGAGCCCAGAGCAGCCAGCACCAUAGCGUCCAACAGCUGGAACGCCAGCAGCAGCCCCGGGGAGGGGCGGGAAGAUGGCCAGGACGGGAUGGACAAGAGCCUGGACAACGAUGCUGAGGGAGUGUGGAGCCCGGACAUCGAGCAGAGCUUCCAGGAGGCUCUGGCAAUCUACCCCCCCUGUGGCCGGCGGAAAAUCAUCCUCUCGGAUGAAGGCAAGAUGUACGGUCGCAACGAAUUGAUUGCGCGCUACAUCAAGCUGCGGACAGGGAAGACACGGACAAGGAAGCAGGUGUCCAGCCACAUCCAGGUUCUAGCUCGGAAGAAGGUGCGGGAGUACCAGGUUGGCAUCAAGGUACGUUGGCACCCGUGCCCAGGUGUCCUCGGCGGUGUCUCUCUGAGCAUGGGCAGCCCCUCUCCUUCCUCUCUUUUCCUCUGGUUGACGGCUCUGCUGUUCCCCUCUCCUGCUCUCUCUCUGCAGGUCUCUAGCCACUUGCAGGUUCUUGCCCGACGGAAAUCUCGGGAGAUUCAGUCCAAGCUGAAGGCCAUGAACUUGGACCAAGUCUCCAAAGACAAGGCUCUGCAGAGCAUGGCGUCCAUGUCCUCCGCUCAGAUUGUGUCGGCCAGCGUCCUACAGAACAAGCUCAGCCCCCCCCCUCCUCUUCCUCAGGCCGUCUUCUCUGCUGCCCCCAGGUUUUGGAGUGGGCCAAUCCCAGGGCAGCCUGGACCCUCUCAGGACAUUAAACCAUUUGCACAACCAGCUUACCCCAUCCAGCCACCCAUGCCUCCAUCACUAGCCAGUUAUGAACCCUUGGCCCCGCUGCCACCAGCUGCCUCAGCUGUGCCGGUCUGGCAGGACCGCACCAUCGCCUCUGCCAAGCUGCGGCUCCUUGAGUACUCUGCCUUCAUGGAGGUGCCACGGGAUGCCGAAACGUAUAGCAAACACCUCUUCGUGCACAUUGGGCAGACGAACCCCUCAUAUAGUGACCCACUGCUGGAGGCUGUAGACAUCCGCCAGAUCUACGACAAGUUCCCUGAGAAGAAGGGUGGCCUCAAGGAGCUCUAUGAGCGUGGGCCCCAGAACUCCUUCUUCCUCGUCAAGUUUUGGGCUGAUCUGAACAGCACAAUCCAGGAUGGGCCAGGGACUUUCUAUGGUGUCAGCAGUCAGUACAGCAGUGCAGAGAACAUGACCAUCACAGUGUCCACCAAGGUGUGCUCCUUUGGGAAGCAGGUUGUGGAGAAGGUGGAGACAGAGUACGCGCGGUUGGAGAACAGCCGCUUUGUCUACCGCAUCCACCGCUCCCCCAUGUGCGAAUACAUGAUCAAUUUCAUCCACAAACUCAAGCAUCUCCCGGAGAAGUACAUGAUGAACAGCGUCCUGGAGAAUUUCACCAUCCUGCAGGUUGUUACCAACAGGGAUACCCAGGAAACCCUGCUCUGCAUCGCCUUCGUGUUUGAGGUGUCCACCAGUGAGCACGGCGCCCAGCAUCAUGUCUACAAAUUGGUGAAGGACUAGGGGCCCUUGGGACAGGCAGGGGCUUGAGGAACACAGGGACGUGGGGAGGGUUGUGCAGAAGCGCCGCCUGUUGUGCCCCCCAGCCCCACUGGGAGUCAUUGGAAGAGAGGAGGAGGAGGAGGAAGAGGAGGAGGAGGAGGAAUAAGAAGAAAAGCAAUAGCCAAAAAAGACUGACUUGUGAUUGCAGAUGUUUUCUACUUUAGGAACAGUUUUUAAAUAAAUAUAUAUAUUAAAAAAAAAAAAAAGAAGAAGAAGAAGAAGAAUGAGAAUGAGAAUGGAAAUGUAGGGAGGAAGGAGAAGAGCCCGUGUCCAGCACUGGAUGGGGAAUGCAGUGGUGCCGAUGAGCCAGGACCGUGCAGGAUGUUGGAGCGGUGGAUGGUGCUGCUUUUGCCUCCCUGUUCAGGUCCCCGCGUGGUGUCACUGGGUCCAUGGUGAUAACCCUUGAACAGUGGUGUAACCCGGCACUGGGAGUGGUGGUGAGGACAUGGAGCCCAGGGCAGAGGUGGGAUCAGAUGGGAGCAGGGCAGGGGUGGUGGCCUUAAGCAGGAGAAAUGAACAGGAGAAAGUUGCAUUGUGCCUUGAUGAGGAUGAGUGUUCCUCAUCCUGUCCUGGCAGUAUUGGGAGCGGGAGAUGCAAAGCAUUGUUUAAUGGCUUUUUUUUUUUUUUUUUUUUUUUUAAUUGAAAAGUGCUUUUUAAUACUGUGCACAGAAUUGAGCUUUUUCCAUCCUGUGCCACUCCACAGUGCCCAGGACUCCCUGCUGUCACCUCUGGUGCCUGUGGCCAGAGCUUACCAUGGGGCUUGUGGUCAUCACAUUGCUGUGGUGUUUGUGCAUACUCCAGGAAUUGCAUUCAGGCUUUUCUCCAGCCCCAGCACCCCUCGGUGCAAUUUGCCAUGGUGCAGUGGGUUUGCUUGAUUUAUUUUGCAUAUGUACAUUUUCCAUCUUUUUUUGGCCUGUUUUUCUGUUUUUACAGUUCUGAUAUUGGCUUUUUCUCAGUGGGAAGCAGCUGAGUCCGGAGGAUCAUGGAGCUGAGCUGUGAAUGGGAAGAGGAGGGGAUAGAGAGGGGACCGAGAGGGGACAGAGGAUAUGUGGGAUGCAAGACUGGCUCUGCUCAGAGGGAAUAUGGGGCUACAGCCCACAGUAACCCAAUGUACCCUGUCCAGUCCUGCAGGUUGCAAGGGAGAGCAUCCCCAGGAGGGUUGUGCAGGGUGACAUGGAGCAGGGGGCAGGAGAAACACUUUGUCCGCCUGGAGGAAGACUGAAGGCAGUGGGAGGUGCAGUGCAGAGUGUUUUGGGAUGAUGGAGCUGGGGAUUGGUGAUGGGAUGCUGGGUGUGCAGGGGCAGCGCAGAGCUCAGGAAAUGCCCUUUGCUGAUGCCAUGUGUUGGGGCUCCAUCCCAGCAGAGCCACUCCAGUGCCGGGUCAAAGGGAGAAAGGGGAAAAUCACAGGGACAGCCUCAGCCCCCCCGUCCCAGGCUCUCAUAUGUAGCAUGUUCAUUUGUUAUUUGUGGUUGUGCUGGUUUUUUUUUUUUUUUUUUUUUUUUUUUUUUUUUUCGCUCACUGAUUUAAACUCUGGGAAUCCAAGUUCAAACCUCCCACCAUCACAUGGAGCUCUUCGUUAACUGGACCGCUUUGUGCUCCUUCCAUCCCUCCCUCCAUCCCUCCAUCUACCUCUCCAUCCAUCCCUCCCUUUCUCCAUCCAUCCCUCCUUCUCUCUAUCCCUCCAUCCCUCCCUCCUGCCCCAGCUAAGACUCAGCCACGGCCUCAGAGAUCCUCCUUGCCCUCCCCAUAGCCCCUCUGUUCUCCUCCAAUGUAUUUAUGAAUUUCACAUGAAGUACUGUUUUAUUUUUUUAAAGACUUUGUAAAGCUUUACCAGGGUUACAAUCACCAUUUUUAGAGCUGUGUCAGUCCACAAUGUUAAAAAUAAUAAUUUUUUUUAUGUAUUAUAUUUUUUGUGUAUUUUUUUAAUCCAGCUGUGAUGGGUUGUAUCAUGUAUUUGUUGUGUUUACUGUAUCUGUCCAACUUCAAAGAGAGGAGACUGUGGAGCUCCGAGAAAAGUACGGUCUGCUGAAAAACCAUUAAAAUUAUUUGUUCUUGUGUUGG
Centrocercus urophasianus (Greater sage-grouse) is the source of this 3788-nucleotide messenger RNA. RefSeq names its product TEA domain transcription factor 3 (gene TEAD3). The coding region runs from base 264 to 1688 and encodes 474 amino acids. Gene Ontology annotation, molecular function: RNA polymerase II cis-regulatory region sequence-specific DNA binding; DNA-binding transcription factor activity, RNA polymerase II-specific. The record is from RefSeq and is a predicted model, not a curated record. The transcript is spliced from 13 exons. Gene Ontology annotation, biological process: positive regulation of transcription by RNA polymerase II; hippo signaling; embryonic organ development. Gene Ontology annotation, cellular component: transcription regulator complex. NCBI's taxonomy places the organism in Eukaryota, Metazoa, Chordata, Aves, Galliformes, Phasianidae.